Molecule: messenger RNA, 817 nt
Organism: Aureobasidium pullulans EXF-150
Lineage: Eukaryota; Fungi; Ascomycota; Dothideomycetes; Dothideales; Saccotheciaceae
Exons: 2
Biological process (GO): protein polyubiquitination; ubiquitin-dependent protein catabolic process; positive regulation of proteasomal ubiquitin-dependent protein catabolic process
Cellular component (GO): cytoplasm; ubiquitin ligase complex
Molecular function (GO): zinc ion binding; ubiquitin conjugating enzyme binding; ubiquitin protein ligase activity
Source: RefSeq, a predicted model, not a curated record
CUCAAAAGCCGGGAACAUGACGUGUCUCUCACUGACCGCCGCGACUCGUCUUUAAUGCCUCUUUCACUUGGAGCCUUUGACUUUUGACACCUCACCUCCUCCCUAUCUAAUCGUCCCUCUUCAUCUGGACGCCGUACGGAAUUUCUCGACCUCCAAAUUCAUAUGCUCCAGUACGCAAACAACCAUUAUGGAAACUGACCGAAACUGGCGCCAAAGAGCUUCGAUGGCUGGCAUAAGGACGGCGCGCCCAGGCGAGCCAACACCGAGACCUUGUAUGGUCUGCUUCGACAUUACAGCGGACGAUGUGGUUGAACUACCUUGCGGUCACAGAUGGUGCUCAUCUUGCUUAGUCCGAGCAUUCUCCAACAUCCAUUACCAGUCUCAAUGGCCAGUGAGGUGCUCCAGCGAAUGCCAUGUGCCGAUUUCCGCCGUCACCAAAUACCUGACCUCGGAUAAACUCCAGAGAUUGCAAACCCUCGUCGACGAGUUUGAGAUACCUCCCUCAGAACGACUCUACUGCUCAAACCCUCGCUGCAGCAAGUUGCUCUCUCGCAAGGAAGCGCACGACCACUCCGUAAGGUGCAAAGAAUGUCUUACUGGGACAUGUGUUGAUUGCAAAGCAACCGCGCACCCUGGACGAAGCUGUCCACCUCCAGGUCAGGAUGAGCAGCAGACGCUGAAGCUAUCUAACCUGAACAAAUGGCAACGUUGCCGCCGGUGCGGUCAGAUGUGCGAGAGAGACGGAGGCUGCCCACAUAUGGUAUGCAGAUGUAGUCAUGAGUUCUGCUAUCUCUGUUCGGGAGAUUGGAAAGACUGC